Molecule: messenger RNA, 1950 nt
Organism: Poecilia reticulata (guppy)
Lineage: Eukaryota; Metazoa; Chordata; Actinopteri; Cyprinodontiformes; Poeciliidae
Product: claudin-4-like
Cellular component (GO): bicellular tight junction; membrane
Molecular function (GO): structural molecule activity
Source: RefSeq, a predicted model, not a curated record
UUCCAAGAUUCAGAGUUGAGGAACUGUGUUCAUAAACAGGUCUGACAGCGGAGCAUGUAAAGACCCACAAAGAAGAAAAUACUUUAUAAUAUUUAAGACGUGAUCAUCCUCGUUUCAUCAUGGCUUCUCAGGGGCUUCAGAUCCUUGGUAUCCUCCUGUCUUUCAUUGGAUGGCUGGGCACCAUCAUCACCUGCGCUAUGCCCAUGUGGAGGGUCACCGCUUUCGUUGGGGCGAACAUCGUCACCGCACAGGUGAUCUGGGAAGGCCUGUGGAUGAGCUGCGUGGUCCAGAGCACGGGGCAGAUGCAGUGCAAGGUGUACGACUCCAUGCUGGCGCUGUCUCAGGACCUGCAGGCCGCCAGGGCCAUGGUGAUCAUCUCUGUGAUCGUCGGCGUGUUUGGCAUCCUCAUGGCCAUCGUUGGAGGGAAGUGCACCAACUGCAUGGACGACGAGGCGUCCAAAGCCAAAGCCUGCAUCGUCUCUGGAGUGAUCUUCAUAAUAACCGCCUUGCUGAUCAUGACCCCGGUGUCCUGGUCAGCUCACACCGUCAUCAGGGAUUUCUACAACCCCUUGGUGACGGCGGCACAAAGACGGGAGCUUGGCGCUGCGCUGUACAUCGGUUGGGGCUCCGCAGCCCUGCUGCUUCUGGGAGGCGGACUGCUCUGCAACAACUGCCCCCCAAAGGACAACAGACCCUACAUACCUGCAAAGUUUGGCCCAGCAAGAACCGUCUCAUCAAAUGUGGACUAUGUGUGAGUCCCCUGUCUGCAGAGAUCUUUAAUUACAUAGCUAAAAAUACAUUUAACCCAGUUCCUUACUUGUAGUUGUGUAUACCUUUUAAUGAAUUUUGAGGUUUUAAAAAGAUCUUAGCAAGACUUUUAGAAUGAAUAAACUUUUAAAGAUUUCUUAUAAUAAAUCAGCAAAUAAUAGUCAACUGACCAAUGUGAUAGUUUCUCCAACUAGUAAGCUUUAAAUAGGAAUCAGUUAAUUUUCCCUGAUUGGUCAAAACCAUUUUUUUUCCAUUCAUAAAACACAAGAGCAACAAAAAAGACUAAUUUCCUUUUUUGAACUAAAAAUGCAUCAAAAUCAGCUGGUACUAUGUUGCUCCAUUUGGGUCCAAAAACGAAACAAGUAAAGAUAAAAAUCCAGAAAUGUCUUUGUUUUCCUUUGAGUUUAGAAACCACGACUAUAAAAUAAUUUGAUGCACAUUGGAUUUAUUUAAUGUAUCUGUAGUAGAUAAAAAUAAAGAUGUUGAAAUUCUCAGAGAAAACCAUGAAUAUUGGCCCAGAAAACUGUGAUCAGUGCAUUUCUAAUAUAUACUGUUGCUGUAACUUUACUUUUUCUAGGCAAUUAUGAUGUUUUACAAAGGUUAUAAAAUGAGCUACAUAAUACAAAGAUAACUAUAAGGUUUUCCUWAAUCUUCCAAAUGAAUGUUUGUUAUCCUUCAUCUGCCCUGUAAAUAAAACUGAAAUUGUUCUGCUUGUGAUGAAACGUGGAGGAAUCCAGCUGGGGAUUUACUGUAACUGGAUGAGCUGUUUGCCAUGCUGUAAUAGGAAGCUGCUGUGUUGAGACAGUGAUUUAGCUUUUCUGUCUCGAGUAAAAUGGAUGUCACCGGCAGAGACAACAGAGGGCUGCGUAUGCUUGGAUCCAUGUUGCUGAGAAACCAUUUUAGUUGUUCAAAGAAUGGAUAUUUUCACUUCCCUGGGUGAAAGGACGUCUUUCAAGCCUUCUAAGCAGGACAGACUUUUAAAAAUCAUCUUCAGUGCUUUAGAUUCAAACCUUUAAACACAGAAAAAGAAAAGUAAAUCAAUAUAAACUCUCAACUUUGACUGCUAAUUACUGUUUUGUUAGAAAAUGCACUAGUUGUAAUGAUGAAACGUGUCCUUGUGUUUCUUUUGUAUUUUACUUUCAUUAAAAAAGCAGCUUGGCAAAAAUGACAUUUCCACAAAAA